AUGCACCCAUGUAGCGAAAGUAGCGUGGCAUUGUUCUUCGCAGAAUACUCGUGGCUGCGGCUGGGCCUGCUGAUGCUGGGUAAAGUGGGCACGUCGGUGAAUGGCGCAGUGCUGCGGGUCCAGCUGAGCGAGACGUACCCGACCGUGGUGCGCUCAGUCGCCAUGGGCUUUUGCUACACGCUCGGCAGGCUAGGCUCGGCUCUGGCACCUUUCUUCGACGACUUGGGUGAAGCGACGCAACCGUGGGUGCCAAACGUGGUGUCGGCAGGCCUCUGCAUAGCCGGCGCUGGUGCAUCCUGGCUGCUUCCGGAGAGCUUCCAGAAGACGCUGGAGGACGGGUUCUCCAAAGACGAUGCCGCAGUCAACGAAGCCGCUGCCACAGCAAGCUCCGACCCGAAGCAAGUCUAUGUUCUUGAAAUGACGCACUUUUAACCGGACCAGACGAGCAGAAGUCUUCCGCAACAGCGGGCAAAAGGAUGGAAGAUGGAAGUAUCGUCGCACCCAACGCAGAUGCAAGCAGUGGUGUUUCUCCACAUAACAUUGAAGAAUUUUACAAAUUGGGCACAGCCAGGCUACGAUGUUUAUAUAUAUAUAUAUAUAUAUAUAUAUAUAGACACUCACCUGACAGACAAUGAGACGACGCAAUAACAAGCCGUUUUUCAAGCUCUGGAACAUGUGUGAUAGGGAUCACAGAUCAUCGCACGAAUUACGCGAACACCUGAAUCCACUUUGCCACCACCGACUGUUAAACUGAUCGUUUUAUUCAAUGAAAGCGUAAACCGUUGGUAA
This is a messenger RNA of Dermacentor silvarum, 789 nucleotides long. Its product is annotated as solute carrier family 22 member 4. The transcript has 3 exons. The record is from RefSeq and is a predicted model, not a curated record. The coding region runs from base 1 to 432 and encodes 143 amino acids. Lineage: Eukaryota; Metazoa; Arthropoda; Arachnida; Ixodida; Ixodidae.